Messenger RNA from Trichoderma gamsii, 1062 nucleotides. RefSeq lists its product as hypothetical. Gene Ontology annotation, cellular component: fungal-type vacuole membrane. The record is from RefSeq and is a predicted model, not a curated record. NCBI's taxonomy places the organism in Eukaryota, Fungi, Ascomycota, Sordariomycetes, Hypocreales, Hypocreaceae. The transcript has 3 exons. The coding region runs from base 1 to 1062 and encodes 353 amino acids.
AUGUCCAACAAGGAAGAGAACGAGAGCGCUGAGGUCUACCAGACCGAGAGCCGAGUUGAUCAGCCUGUCGCGCCCGCGGCUGCGCCCAAGAAGAGAGGAUGUCUGGGCCAUUUGAAGCGCUUUUGGUGGGCAUAUCUGCUCGUCCUGAUAUGCAUAGUUGUCCUGGUGGUCUGCCUCGUCAUCUUCGUUGGAGUUCCCAAGAUCGCCCAGCAAAAGGUCAACGACGCCAAGCUGGAAAUCCAGGGCGUCAACGUCAUCAACACCAAGCCUGACAGCAUCACCCUGCAAAUCAACUCCACCAUCACCACCGAUGGCUCCAUCAAGGCCAACAUCGAUGGCUUUGACGGUGUCAUGUACCUCGAGGAUCUCCCUGGCCAGACUCCUUUCCUCAACAUCUCCUUCCCCAAGACCAACGGUGACAAGCACCAGCUCGUCAACAUCAGCCAGGAUAUUACCAUUGGAGACCACGACGCCUUCAACACCUUCAACAUUUGGUUCGCCGCCAACGAGACUCUCAACGUCACCGUGUACGGAAGGACCAAGGUCAAGCCGUCUGGCCUGUCCACCAAGUUCGGCGUCACUUUCAAGAAGACCAUCAACAUGAAGGGUCUGAAUCUAUUCAAUGGCACCACAGUCGAUGGCGGAAAGAUCAACAUCAGCCCCAAGAAGGGCCAGCCGAAUUUCAAGGCCACCGCUGAUAUCCCCAAUGCUUCUUAUUUCACUCUUGACAUUGGCAACGCCACGUUUACCAACUUUAUUGACAACACCAACAUUGGUAAUCUUACCAUCCCCAACCUUCUCCUUGUCCCUGGCAGCAACAAGGUUCCCAUCACCGCCAAUCUCGAUCAGAUUUCUGUUCUUCAGGCAGUUCAGAGUGCCAAGUACUGCAAAACUGGAAUCAUCCCCGUCAAGCUCCGAGGCUCCGCUGUUGUCAAGGAUGGCCAGACACUCCAGUACUUCCUCGACGGCCUGUCUGCCAACAACGAGACUGUCCCUAUGGACAUUGGCAGCAUCAUCAAGAACUCGCUCGGCACUACUAUCAGCUGCCCCAAGUCCAGCUAA